This is a messenger RNA of Nicrophorus vespilloides, 2102 nucleotides long. It is a transcript of the gene Fatp3, whose product is annotated as long-chain fatty acid transport protein 4. The transcript is spliced from 9 exons. Gene Ontology annotation, biological process: triglyceride homeostasis. Gene Ontology annotation, molecular function: long-chain fatty acid transmembrane transporter activity; long-chain fatty acid-CoA ligase activity. NCBI's taxonomy places the organism in Eukaryota, Metazoa, Arthropoda, Insecta, Coleoptera, Silphidae. The coding region runs from base 175 to 2040 and encodes 621 amino acids. The record is from RefSeq and is a predicted model, not a curated record. Gene Ontology annotation, cellular component: endoplasmic reticulum.
UCAUCUAAUAAAUAUAAACUUGACUCGAGUUGCGGUUCGUUCAUGCGGCAAGACUAUCAGUGCCCUAAGUACGAACGGUCAGUCUGGACUGCGCGCAUCUAGUACACAGUCGUCCACAGAAGCCUGCAAUAUCUGUAAUCAUUCUGUUUGCGUGCCAUGUUUUGAUCUGAAACUAUGCUGAUCUUCAUUACUUGCCUUGUGGCUGCACUAGUUGUGCUACUUACAACCAAAAAGAGGUAUCGAUGGAUUUAUAUUCUCUACAAGACUUUACCAAGAGAUUUCAAAGCUCUCUUUAGGUUUACAUUGUUCAAUAUACGGAUAUGGAAAUGGGAGAACAACAAUAUGACCGCGGCAAAGGUUUUCGCUUCUCUUGUGAAAAAGCAUCCAAACAAAAUAGCGUUCCACUUCGAAGAUGACACGUUGAGUUUCAAAGAAUUGGAUGAGUACUCCAAUAGAGUAGCAAAUUACUUCUUGAAAUGCGGACUGAAACCGGGACAAACGGUGGCCUUGCUUUUGGAGAACUGCCCAGAAUACGUUGGCAUUUGGUUCGGCCUAUCCAAAAUUGGUGUUGUGACAGCCCUAAUCAACACCAAUCAGACUCUGGAUCCCCUGGUUCAUUCCAUCAAAGCAUCCGAAUCGGUGGCCUUGAUUUACGGAUCGAACAGAUCUGCUGUGGUUAGUGAUGUUUUACCGAAGCUGGAAUCGUUGAAGCUUUUCCAAUUCGUCGAAGAACAAAAAACGUCUGCACCUGGUACAGAUUUAAAAGAGGAAUUGAAGAAGAGCAGUACUGAUUAUUUGAAAAUCAUGGAUAAGUUUGGACCUAAAGAUAAGUUGCUUUACAUCUUCACUUCGGGAACGACAGGGCUGCCAAAAGCUGCUGUAAUCACGAAUAUACGUUUUAUGAUGAUGUCGGCUGCUUUGAACUUUAUGACUCAGCUCAAAGAAGACGAUAUCCUCUAUGACGCUUUACCAUUAUACCACAGCGCUGGUGGAAUGGUAGGUGUUGGUCAGUGUUUACUUUCUGGAGUAACUGUGGUCAUCAGGAAGAAAUUCUCAGCAUCGAACUUCUGGAAGGAUUGCGCCAAGUACAAUUGCACCGCUGCUCAAUACAUCGGAGAGCUUUGCAGAUACCUUUUAGCUACUCCUGAAACAGAGCCCAUUAAGCAUAAUGUGCGAAUUAUGAUGGGAAACGGUUUGAAAGGACAGAUCUGGAACAAGUUUGUAAAACGUUUCGGUGUUAAGAAAAUCUACGAGUUUUAUGGCGCAACCGAAGGAAAUUCUAACUUGAUCAAUAUUGAUAGCACAGUUGGAGCUGUCGGUUUUGUACCAAGAUAUGCUGGUGCCAUCUAUCCAGUGACUUUAAUCAAAUGCGAUAUGAUCACCGGUGAACCAAUCAGGAAUAAAUAUGGUCGAUGCACGGUGUGCAAAAUUGGCGAACCUGGCGUUUUUAUCGGAAAGAUAAAUCCCAAGAAAGCUGUCAACCAAUUUUCUGGAUACGCGGAUAAAACAGCCACCAAGAAGAAGGUUCUGGAGAACGUGUUUAAAACGGGAGAUUUAUACUUCAAUUCUGGUGAUAUUUUGGUUCAGGAUGAACUAGGAUAUUUCUAUUUCAAGGACAGGACUGGCGAUACUUUCAGGUGGAAAGGAGAAAAUGUAGCAACAUCAGAAGUUGAAGCUGUGAUUAGCAAUGUUGUAGACUUGAGUGAUGCCACCGUUUAUGGUGUAGAGAUUCCUGGAACUGACGGUAAAGCAGGAAUGGCUGCAAUCGUGGACAGUAACAAAACAUUAGAUAUAAACGUAUUAGCUAGAGGUUUGAAAGCUAGCCUUCCUAUGUACUCCUUACCCAUAUUCCUUAGGGUAAUGCAGUCGGUUCCAUUAACCGGAACUUUUAAACUCAAGAAAUUCGAGCUGCAAAAGGAUGGAUUCAAUAUCAACGUCAUCGAGGAUGACGUUUACUUCUACGAUGCCAAACAGGGAUCAUACGUCCCUCUCACUAAAGAUAUUUACGAGAACUUGAUCAGCGGUAAAGUCAGAGUUUAAGCAAUAAGUUAAUUUUAUUUUGUUGAUUUUUUUUUUGUAAAAUACAUUAUAUUAUUUUUAAA